Molecule: messenger RNA, 1359 nt
Organism: Candidula unifasciata
Lineage: Eukaryota; Metazoa; Mollusca; Gastropoda; Stylommatophora; Geomitridae
Source: the annotation of a GenBank genome assembly
AUGUCACAACCAAAACGUGAUGCUAAAGAAACUAUUCUCCUGAGACAGGCUGCUCCGAAGUACAACUUUAGUGGUCGUAAACUGCCUAAAGAAUCCACCAAAAUAACUGGUUUGGAAAAAACUGAUUUCAUUGCUGCCUCAUCAGAUACUUCUGUUGCCCAGUUGCCUGUGAAAACUGACAGCACAAAGGCAAAACCUAUUGCCAUAGUUGGGGCAUCAGUGCAGCCAGCAGCAGCCACCACUGUGGGGAAUGUCAAGACAAGCACAUCACCAUUAGAAUUGAUAACAGCUUUACCAACUGUGAGUACUGUCACUCAGUAUUGUUCCAGAAGUCAUUCUUCCAGAAGUGACAGUCAGAAUAUCUCAACUGAAAGAAUAUCUCCUAAUAUUCCAGUUAAUUCAACAGAUAGUGCUCUUUUACGGGAAAAUUUAUCAGCCAUUGAUCUUCAGCGGUCAUCAGUUAAUGCAUGUGCAACUCUUAGUGAAAGAGGCCUGCCCGCAACAGUCCCAUUCACAGCUGUGCAGAGAGACUCUCAUUAUAGUGUCACAGACAAAAGUACAUGUGAAUCACAUUGUCAACAUUUAGAAAAUGAACGUGAUCAGCUUAAGAAAGAAUUGGAAGUUCAGCUACAGGUUAACUCAGAGCUGAAACGUCUCCUGAUAGCCUCAGUUGGAGAUGACUUGAGUCAACGAGUUGAAAGACUGUGCAGGGAUCGUGCACAACUUUCCCUAGAUCUUGGUGGCUUCAACAAAAAGAUGUCAGAAGAGUAUGAGAAUCUCGAUAAAGUGUCUAUUCAAGCUGACAUGUGGCGAAGCAAGUAUUUAGCUUCUCGUGUUAUGAUUGAGGAACUGGGCAAUGCCAGAGCUUUCUAUGCUCUUCAGUGUCAUGACACACAAGAUGCAUUGCAGAAGAUGUUGAAUGAAAGACAUGAGCUGCGAACUAAUUUGCUGGAGGUGCACAGGAUUCUGCAGCAGAUGAAGAGUGCGUUUGAUCCUCUGAAUGCUCAGCGCUCCUCAACUCUACAGUCAACCAAUGUCCUUGAUUUGUCCAGAUCUUGCCAGCAGCUUGCAGAGGCCAUGAGAUUUAGAUUACUGCCGGCACACGUGGCUGUGAAGAUUGACAUGGAGACCGAUGAAACUUCGUGGGCCGAGUCUGUUACACGGGCAGAACAGUUUGCCCAUGAGGUUCUGUCACGGCCAGCUGAACCGCCAGGAUGUUUGCAGUCCGGUUCUGCCAAACUGCUGCCAGUAAAAGCGACUGCUGACCUGCAGAUCUGUCGGUUUCACCCCAAUACUCGUCAUGAUAAUCUGACUUACAAUUGUUGUGCUCAUUGUAAAGGGGAGAUUAAUGUUAUCUGA